Messenger RNA from Guillardia theta CCMP2712, 597 nucleotides. RefSeq lists its product as hypothetical. Lineage: Eukaryota; Cryptophyceae; Pyrenomonadales; Geminigeraceae. Gene Ontology annotation, biological process: protein peptidyl-prolyl isomerization. The record is from RefSeq and is a predicted model, not a curated record. Bases 1 to 597 code for a protein of 198 amino acids. The transcript is spliced from 9 exons. Gene Ontology annotation, molecular function: peptidyl-prolyl cis-trans isomerase activity.
AUGAAUUUCAGUGAGCUCGUUAAUGACUUCUUGGUUGUUGUUACAGGAACGGUUUACGACCAAGCAGUGUUUCGAGUUGUUUGCGAUGGUUACACUGCUCCUAUCAACGCUGGGGCCUUUGUGGAUCUGGUAAACAGAGGAUUUUAUAACGGAAUGUCUAUCCAGCGCUCCGAUGGUUUUGUUGUUCAAACUGGCGAUCCUGAGCCGGAGAACACUGAGGGCGUGCAUGGUUUUAAGAACUCCGACGGAACGCUGCCGCUUGAGGUGUUCGCUGAAGGAGACAAGGAGCCAACCUACGAGACAACUCUUGAGGAUGACGGCCGCCCUCUAGCUCAGCCCAAGUUGCCCUUCUCUGUCUACGGCACCCUAGCCAUGGCAAGAUCCGAAGAUAAUGCCAACGAUGCGUCUACGCAAUUCUUCUUCCUGCUCUUCGAUCCUGAAUUGACCACCGCUGGGAGAAAUCUGAUGGACGGCAGGUUCAGCACUUUCGGUUACGUUGUGGAAGGAAACCGCCUUCUCUCAAAUGUCGAGGUCGGCGACAAGAUUAUUUCAGCCAAGGUUGUUUCCGGUAUCGACAACCUGGUAGUCCCUAAGUAA